CUGACAGUUGAGAGACGAUAGUGACGUUUAAAGUACAUACCUACUUUGCAAUCGGAAAUCCGAAAUUUAUUCUAUUGAUCACAGAUUAGUAUAUAUAGUCACACAUUGUUUCGUUUUGGUUAUUAUGGCAAAACAGCGAGGAAGAAUUUAUUUAGGCUAUAAGGACGAAAUAAUAAACGAUAAAAACCAAACUCUGUUAAACUACACAGUUAAUAAAAUAGGGGGACUGCCCGACUGGCCACCUCUAGCAAACAUACAAUUUCCAUCCAAGUGUCCACUCUGUGGACUACACAGGCUUCAGGUGGUGCAGUGCUACGCGCCAUUGGAGAAUUCAGUGUACCAUCGCACCUUGUAUGUUUUCGCCUGUAUUAAUCCAAACUGUUGGAUUCAAUCUGAAAGUUGGCUAUGUGUCCGAAGUCAAUACCAAGACAAUUCAGAGACAGAAUCAAAUGCAAUGGUUGUGAUGCCAAACACUGAUGCGCAUCUCACAUGGUGCUACGGAGCUGAUGACUGGGAUGAAAAUGAUAAUGGUGAUAAUGCCAAUGGAAACUAUAUGAAUGUUGACAAUGCACCCAGCCCAAACAGUCAAAUUCAAAGGAAUUCAGAUGAAGAGGAAGAAAGCAACUCAUUUGAACUGGAAACUGUUGAGCAGGCACUUGGGAAUUUACAAGUGUAUGAUGCACACAAUGCUAACACAUCGCCAGUUCAAGGCGCAGUUGGGGCCAUCUCGGCACCAGUUGCAGCUGCAGAGUUGGAGGGGGGAGACGAGCCUGGUCUUGUAACAGUAGACACCCCAACAGCACCCACAAAUGACUUAGAAUCUCUGCUACAUGAGACAUCUGAACUCCCAGGAGAUUUGAGGAGUCGCCUUGUAUGCGGCCAGUUGCAAUUUAUACCAAUGUUCAUUUACGUUGAAGAGGAAUGGAAAAAGACUGUUAACAGUGAUGACAAAGUAAACGAAUUGCUCAAUAAAUAUAGAUUAGAGAAUGAAAUAGAAGCUAGCGGCAUAGAACGUGCUGCCAGCGGCGUGGGCGCCGGCGAGGAGGAAACGUACGAAGACGAGGCGCCUCUCCAUGGUGACAGACUGUUCCACGCUUUCCUAUCACGAUUACGAAAGCAUCCAGGACAAAUACUAAGAUACUCCCGCGAGGAGCCGCCCACGCUGGGCGCGGCGCUGGCGAGCGCGGCGAGCACGCCCGAGGCGCCGGGCGCGCGCGCGGCGUGCGGCGCGCUCGGUGCGCACGGUGCGCUCGGCGCGGCCGGCGCGCCCGCGGCGUGCGCCCGCUGCGGCUCCCGACUCAUUUGUGAGCUGCAACUCGUCCCGGAAUACGCGGAAACUCUCCGUUUGCCCAACCACGCGCCUCUGCCGCAUUUACACUUUCUCUCCGUACUUAUUUUCACAUGUUCGCAGAGUUGCUGGCAGUCGACCGACACGCUUGUAAAAGAACAUGUGGUAUUCCAGGCAGAAAUCGUUUAAAUUUUGUGUUUAUAUUCAUCCAAAAUGUUUGUUGUAUUAAAGAUAUUUGCCUGUGACACGUAAAAUUUGCCAACAUUUUGUUGUUCGUCUAAUAACAUGUAUUAUCAUGCCCUGGUGUGAUUGAAGUACAUCUGGCGAAUGAAGUUUUGAUUGAAAAUGUUGUGGAUUUAUUUGAAGUGGAGCCAUGAAAGGCUUUAUCUUUUAUUCCCGAAAAUAAACACAUAUUCGUAUUUUUCAUAUACAGUUAUGGUGUUAGUUAAAACGCAAAACAUAUGCGUAAUAAACAUUUAAAUUAUCCUGUACUAUACUUAAUAUGUCUAUAGAUUUUUAUUUAUCAUCUGUGGGUAAUCUCCAUGGUCGAAACAUGGUUAUUACAAGUAGAGUGAAUGUUGAGUAUAUUAACGCAUUAAAACUGUUUCUUUAUUAUAAUUACAACACUACAGCUGUCUCGGAGGAUAAAGGAUUUUGCGAUUUUACUCUAUUCUAAUUCUAAUUUUUCAUUUCAUUAAUUUUCAAUUGAAGAUCGAUGAAUCUGAGCAAUAUAUGCAUCAGUACAAUGCAUGAUUAGUCCCUUUGAUAUAAAUCUGUGAUUAAAUACUAUACUGAUAUAUUUUUUAAAUGUCUAUAUAAAGACCUUUUAAGAUUAUUUUUAGUGAAGAAUGUGGUUAUGAGGAGGAAGGGUAUACAUCAGAAGUCGAUCGACUAUCUCGAUCGCCAUUUUCGGAUUGACCGCGAUAAGACCAAUCAGAAUAGAGCUUAUUUGAUUGGUCUAUUUUCGGGAUCGAUAGCAAAAACGACUAUUACAAAGAUGAAAGAUCUUCGCUUGAAGAAUAGUUACGUCUUUGAUAAUAUAAUGCGACCUGAAUUACAUUGCAAGUAAAAAUUACGUAUUACAUAUAUUUGGGGUAGGUACUAAAUUUUAUUAAAUGUUCCAAUACCUAGGUGACUGAGGUUUGCUUGUGAAAAGUCGAAGAAAAGAAACUUAUAAAUCGCCUUGUCACACCAAAAAAGCCAUGUAAUUUUUAUCAUAAACUGUCGCAACGUUUUCGAUAAAUCUAUCACAAAUAUCGCAUUGGGCCGACACUUUGAAGGAAAGACAAUAAGCUGAAAUUCACCACAUGUACUGGCUUCGUAUAUACGUGUAUGUUUCAAAAACAUUUCAGCAAUUAUUAUAAUUAUUGAUAUUAAUUAGUUCACCAAAAUAAAUUGAUUGUUUUUCAAUCUGACAAUCCUGAAUUUGAUAUUAUCUAAAUUCAUUUAAUUAGAUCAUACCAAAUUCACUAGAUAACUCAUAUAACAUAUUGUGUUCACAGCAAGCAUAUAUGUUUUGAAUUGCAAUAUUUUUCCAUAUACCCAUAGCAUUUCAGUGACAAGUAUGUACAGAAUGUAAUUUUAAGAAGUAUAUUGCUAAUUAUUAUGGAUAUUAUAAAGUGGAAAGGCAGUAGUGUGCGUCAAUGACAAGUCCAUAAAUAACUGCCAUGUGAAAGUAACAAAAGUGCAUUUACUAGAAUUCGAGGGAAAUGGGAAGUUGAAAUCAAAUGAUUCUUCCAUUAUAUAUCACUCACUAUCUUUGCUAUGAAUCUUAACACUCAUAUUUAAAAUAAACUUUGCCUCAAUAUUUAUUAGUAACCGUCCUAUCAUAUGAAGUAAAUAGUGUUUGCCUAUAUUUUAUGGUCAUUGUAGUUAUUUAGAUACAACUGGUAAACAGUGAGUUAUUAUAUAGCAAAAGUUAAAGUCUUUAAAUAGUUUCGUGUAUGUGCAAUCAGCAAUGUAAUAUACCAACUAAGAUAAAUUAUAAUUAGAAAUAUUCAAUUUUAGUGAUCAAAGGUUUGGUGUUCUUGGCUGCUACUAUAUACUUAUAUGACGCUGAAUGUAGGUACUUAUAAAUAUACAUUUCAAUGUUAGACAUUUGAUUUAGAUGUAGAUGUCCUUAUAUUUAAUGGAAAUCAGAAAA
Manduca sexta (tobacco hornworm) is the source of this 3431-nucleotide messenger RNA. RefSeq names its product programmed cell death protein 2-like (gene trus). The transcript is spliced from 8 exons. The coding region runs from base 125 to 1477 and encodes 450 amino acids. Gene Ontology annotation, cellular component: cytoplasm. NCBI's taxonomy places the organism in Eukaryota, Metazoa, Arthropoda, Insecta, Lepidoptera, Sphingidae. The record is from RefSeq and is a predicted model, not a curated record.